Molecule: messenger RNA, 2217 nt
Organism: Carassius carassius (crucian carp)
Lineage: Eukaryota; Metazoa; Chordata; Actinopteri; Cypriniformes; Cyprinidae
Product: kelch-like protein 24a
Exons: 8
Coding region: 312-2111 (599 amino acids)
Molecular function (GO): protein binding
Source: RefSeq, a predicted model, not a curated record
ACAGCUGACAAAACAGAAGCUUAAAGGCAGUGUGUGUAUUCUUUGUGCCAGAACACGCAGGACGAUACGGACGAUAACAAAGAAAACUUCACAAUGACAACAUAAGUGCUCACGCUUAUGGAUCUCUUUUUGUAGAAUCAAGAAAAUUUGUUUGUUCACAUUUACUUUUAAGGAUCUUUAACCCUAGCUAUUGUUUUUUUUAAAUGUAUUUUAGCAAGUUGGUCUCCUGGGGAUAAGGUGUUGAUGGUCGUUGACCAUUUUCCUGCAGUUGUUGAUAGUGAUUGUUUGUUGGUGGAGGGCCAGAUACAAUCAUGGUGCUCAUUCUGGGUCGCCGUCUGAAUCAUGAGAUCUCCAGUUGCGUGCCGGAAUCACCGGCAAUCAAACGUAAAGUCUUUGAGGUGGAGUCUAAGACCCUGAGCGACGUGUACAACUUCAGUUCCGGUUCUUCUCACUCUGAGAGCGUCCUUCAGGUCUUCAAUGAGUUCCGUGACAGCCGCCUCUUCACGGACGUGAUCAUAAGCGUCCAGGGUCGCGAGUUCCCGUGUCAUCGCGCCGUCCUGUCGGCCUGCAGCAGUUACUUCCGUGCCAUGUUCUGCAACGACCACAGAGAGAGCCAUGAGAUGCUUGUAGAGAUCAACGGCAUCCAGGCAGAUGCUAUGGACAUGUUCCUGCAGUAUGUUUACACUGGUCAUGCCUGCAUCACCACACACAAUGUCCAGUUCCUGUUUGAGACCUCCAGCCUCUUCCAGAUCAACACUCUGCGGGAUGCUUGCGCAAAAUUCCUGGAAGAGCAGUUGGACCCCUGCAACUGCCUCGGGAUCCAGCGUUUCGCAGAUGCCCACUCUCUCAAACAGCUGGCCAGUCGCUGCCGUGCUUUUGCCUUAUUGAAUUUUCCAGAGGUGGCUCAGCAUGAGGAGUUUCUAGACCUCCACAAGGAUGAGCUGGAGGAAUACUUGGCCAGCGAUGAGCUGUGUGUUGGCAGGGAGGAGGUGGUGUUCGAGGCAGUGAUGCGUUGGGUCUACCAUGGCGUGGAGUACCGCAGACCCAUGCUGAAAGAUCUGCUACAACAUGUCCGACUGCCUCUCCUUCACCCAAACUAUUUUGUACAGACGGUGGAAGGCGAUAAACUGAUCCAGAAUGCUCCAGAAUGUUACCAGUUGCUGCAUGAAGCACGUCGCUAUCACAUACUUGGCAAUGAGAUGAUGUCGCCACGAGCCAGACCCCGAAGGUCUACUGGUUUCUCUGAGGUCAUUGUGGUGGUGGGAGGCUGUGAGCGAAUGGGGAGUUUCAAUCUGCCAUACACAGAAUGUUACGACCCCGUGACUGGAGAGUGGACGUCUCUUGCUAAACACCCUGAGUACACCAAGUCUGAGUAUGCAGUGUGCGCUCUUCGCAACGACAUCAUUGUGUCAGGUGGACGCAUCAACAGCAGUUACGUCUGGAUGUAUAACUCUCAGCUCAACAUCUGGAUCAGAGUGGCUUCUCUUAAUAAGGGUCGCUGGAGACAUAAGAUGACCGUCCUACUGGGGAAGGUGUAUGCAGUUGGAGGUUAUGAUGGGAAGUCUUGUCUCAGUAACGUGGAGGUGUAUGACUCCUUCUCCAACCGCUGGACUGAGGUGGCCCCCAUGAAUGAAGCCGUCUCCUGCCCGGCGGUCACAAGCUGUGCGGGAAAACUUUUCGUCAUUGGAGGAGAACCUUAUGAAAACAGCUGCUCCAAUAAGGUCCAGUGUUAUGACCCAGAGUCAGACAGCUGGCAGCUGAAGGCAUGUAUUCCUUUCACCAAACCCAAUAUUUCUGCCGUUUCUCUCAAACAACUCAUCUACGUUUGUGGUGGCCUCACCAAGUCCAUCUACUGCUACGAUCCUUCACAGGACUACUGGAUGCAUGUGGGCCACACCUUCAGCAGACAGGAGAGUUGCGGUAUGUCAGUUUGCAAUGGAAAGAUCUACAUAAUGGGUGGACGGGGAGAAAAUGGUGAAGCCUCUGACAACAUUGUGUGCUACAACCCAGCCUCUGGCAUCAUCACAUGCACGGCUGCAAUGCCUCGCUCCAUUUCCUACCAUGGCUGUGUUACCAUACACCGCUUCAGCGAAAAACAACGCAAACCCUGAAAGCAUCUGCAAACACACAUGCAAACUGUUCCAAACAUGGAGCUGUAGACACUUACAUGCAUAUUAAAAAUACAUAAAAAUCAUCUAAACAACUUUGCAACAUUUA